Cyprinus carpio (common carp) is the source of this 958-nucleotide messenger RNA. Its product is annotated as E3 ubiquitin/ISG15 ligase TRIM25-like. The record is from RefSeq and is a predicted model, not a curated record. Gene Ontology annotation, molecular function: zinc ion binding. Lineage: Eukaryota; Metazoa; Chordata; Actinopteri; Cypriniformes; Cyprinidae. The coding region runs from base 230 to 958 and encodes 242 amino acids. The transcript is spliced from 3 exons.
GCACUUGGAUAGGUUAAAUUCAGAGGACAAACUCACAGUAUGAGUUAAUAACAGCCAGGUGUGUCGAAACUAAACUCUACAGGAGCUUUACAGACUCACAGACACGCCUGUUUUACACACGUCACUCAAACACAGAACCAGGACACAGGAAUCAUGUGAUUUUAGGGAAAGAGAAACUGAAGCGAGGUUGCGCUGUUGUGUGUUUUUCUCUCUGUAAUCAAGCUGUAAAAUGGCCGAAGCCAGAUUUUCUCAGGAUGAGUUGAUGUGUCCAGUGUGUCAGGGUCUCCUGAAGGACCCAGUGACCAUUCCCUGUGGACACAGUUACUGUGAGAGCUGUAUAACAGGCCACUGGGAUCAGGAGGAUCAGAAGAGAGUCUACAGCUGCCCUCAGUGCAGAAAGACCUCCAGUCCAAGACCUGCUUUAGCUAGAAACACCAUGCUGACUAAAGUGGUGGAAAAAAUGAAGAAGAGGAAACGUCCUGCUGACUGUGACGCUGGAGCUGGGGAUGUGCAGUGUGACGUCUGUACUGGAAGAAAAUAUAAAGCCCUCAAGUCCUGUCUGGUGUGUCAAGAAUCAUACUGUCAAUCUCAUUUUGACCAUCAUGAAGAAUUUCAUUCACGUAAGCCACACAAAGUGACUGAUGCCACUGGACGACUGCAGGAGAUGAUCUGCCAGAAACAUGAGAAGAUCCUUGAGGUUUUCUGUCGCACUGACCAGAAAUGUAUAUGUGUGCUGUGUACGACAUAUGAACAUAAAGACCACGACACUGUAUCAGCUGCAGAUCAGAGGACAGAGAAACAGAAGCAGCUGAAGGAGACACAGAAGACGUUCCAGCAGAGAAUCCAGCAGAGAGAGAAAGAUCUUCAGAAGCUGAGAGAGUCUGUGGAGUCUCAUAAGACAGCAGUGGAGGACAGUAAGAAGAUCUUUACUGAGCUGAUAGAGAGGAAGCCGCUCUGA